Messenger RNA from Saxophila tyrrhenica, 909 nucleotides. RefSeq lists its product as uncharacterized. The transcript has a single exon. Gene Ontology annotation, molecular function: protein binding. Bases 1 to 909 code for a protein of 302 amino acids. NCBI's taxonomy places the organism in Eukaryota, Fungi, Ascomycota, Dothideomycetes, Mycosphaerellales, Extremaceae. The record is from RefSeq and is a predicted model, not a curated record.
AUGCCGUCACACCCCCACGACUCCGACGACUCCUCAGACACCGAAUCCUUCCACUCCCUCAACAACGACAACGACAGCGCCCCAACGAACACUACACCAGAAACUGCAAGCAAGCCUCCCGACCACAAAUUCGCACCCGAGGAGGAGGCAUCUUUACUAGCAGAAUCCAACUCUAUAAAAGGCAACGCGAACCAGCUGUUUGGCAGCGGCUCCUUCGACAACGCCAUCCAGACGUAUGACCGCGCCCUCUCCUCGUGCCCGAAUUACCUAGACUACGAGAUCGCGGUGCUGCGCAGUAAUGUCGCUGCGUGCCAUCUCAAGUUGAGGGAGUGGAAGGAAGCGAGCGAGAGUGCGGGAAAGGGGUUGGGAUGUUUGGAGCGGUUGGAGAGGUUACCUUCUGUUCGUGCUUCGAAGGGGACUGGAACAGAUGGGGGUGAGGUAGAGGAUGCAGCGGGGAAGGAAGGGGACCAAGUAAUCGCAGAAGUCGACAACGAACUCGAGGCACGCAUUGAACGGCUAAAAGAGUCCGGGCAUUCCUUGGACUCCAUCCGCAAACUCCAAACCAAACUCCUCCUCCGCCGCGCCACCGCCCGCCGCGAAGAAGCCACCUGGGCCUCCCUGCAGGGGGCAGAAGAAGACUACAGCACCAUCCUGCACCCUUCCCUCCAAACCUCUCUCUCAGCAACGGAUAAGCGACAGACGGAGCAGGCUUUGCGGACGUUGAAGCCGAAGCUAGAUGAGGCGCGGGAGAGGGAGAUGGCGGAGAUGAUGGGGAAGUUGAAGGGGUUGGGGAAUAGUAUUUUGAAACCCUUCGGGUUGAGCACGGAGAAUUUCAAGUUUGUGAAGGAUGAGGCGACGGGGGGGUAUAGUAUGAAUUUCGAUCAAGGGGGUGGUGGGGGGAAGAAGUAG